Molecule: messenger RNA, 1158 nt
Organism: Cyclocybe aegerita
Lineage: Eukaryota; Fungi; Basidiomycota; Agaricomycetes; Agaricales; Hemipholiotaceae
Source: the annotation of a GenBank genome assembly
AUGUCUAUGGAUUCCGUCAUGAGCGACUUCUCCGGCAUGCACCUUGGACGUCCAGGUCUCGGAGACAAGAUGUUCGACAACGCCAUCGACCUUGGCCCACUCACCUCCACCACAGCUUCGCCUCCGGAGAGCGCCUCCCAACCUCAGUUCCAGCGACGUUCGUCAUUUGACUCGAUUAUGGAUGAUGGCCCGCAGUCGAUGGAGGACUCACUUUUCGAUAAGACCGGGUAUCGCCAAUCAUCGUCUGAGGACUCUGUCUUCGGCGAUGACUGCUCGCAUCCACCUGGAGGGCUACUUCCUCCUCAUCAGUUCCGCCCGCUGUCCGUCAUGAGCGACUCUAGCGUCCAUAGUCCACCGAAGGAAGACGACACGAUGAUCAGCAUGCUCGGUGGUGGCCAUGUCCGCCGCCGCUCCGUUGGCUCGAUCGUUGAAGCCUCGCCUUGUGUCCGCGUCGAGAAGAGAAAGUAUUCUGCGUUCCAGGAGCUCAACAUGUACAAGAAGCAGAACCAGUACGAAUCUCCGAGCAAGGCCCGGAUCGUCGAGAAGCCAUCCAUCGCCUCCACCACCUCCUUCCAUUUCGGCGGCGAACGUAUGAUCAAGGCUCAAUGCGGUCUUCUGGAGCGUCAGAGCUUGGAGGAUAGUUGCCUGAUCGCAGAUGGGGAGGAGCUCACUAGUGCUUUAUUCUCUCGCCCUGCACCCGCUGCCCGCUCUCGUUUGAGCACCUGCACCUCAAGCUCCGGCGGCGACACUCCACGUCUUUCGGCCUCGGAUGGAUCCUCGAUCUCAGGAGGAUCGCAAUCAAGCAUCGAUCUUUCUCAAGUCAAUAUAGCCCUCUCGAAUGCGACCCAUCCCAUGUCUAACAUCGCUCGCCAACGUGCCCGUGCCGGUGCUCGUGGUACAGGCCAUCGUCGCCGCUACUCGAAAGCCCACAUGUCGCGUUCCUCCGUCUAUGAGACCAUCGAGGAGGAAAUCUCCAACUCGCCUACCCCGAACAAGAGCAUCCUCUCGAAGAUGAGCGUCCGACGACUCGUCAACCCGUAUACGCUGUCGAUUCCGACACUGCAUCUCUCGGCUCGCCGGAGGAACCUACAUGGGAUGACGAACACGGCCUCGUCAUGCUCCGCAAGUUCUACGCCCUUCGCGAUGAAGCCCAUGUGA